This is a messenger RNA of Exophiala dermatitidis NIH/UT8656, 2472 nucleotides long. RefSeq lists its product as uncharacterized. The transcript has 2 exons. Gene Ontology annotation, biological process: cytoplasmic translation. The record is from RefSeq and is a predicted model, not a curated record. NCBI's taxonomy places the organism in Eukaryota, Fungi, Ascomycota, Eurotiomycetes, Chaetothyriales, Herpotrichiellaceae. The coding region runs from base 266 to 1003 and encodes 245 amino acids. Gene Ontology annotation, molecular function: protein binding.
AACAAUACUAGUAUCGCACCACACCACAUAUUACUACCAGACAAAGUUACAACUACUGCAACGACCAGCAUCACCACCAGCAGAGCAAUUGUUACGUCCUCUCCCGCCUCUUUUGUUCUUUGAUCCCACAGACCCGCGUAUAUCUAGAGACAGGACAGACAGACUCUAUCUUCCGAGUACUGUGACCCAUCAACAACCCUACGCGACAGUGACUUGACAGGACCACCUCUACCUCAACCCUAACCUCACAUCAACCACCGGCACCAUGGGCCUCGAAGAACAAAAAGAAGAGCGCGAAGUCCUAGACUCCAUCUUCCCCGACGAGAUUACCGACAUCUCAGAGAACUCAUUCCGAAUCACCAUCCCCCUCGACGUCCCGAGCGACAACCACGAUGACGAGUCCUCUCCUACUCAACCUCCAACAAUCAUCCUCAACGUAACCUAUCCGGAAUCCUACCCCGACGUCGCACCCCAUCUAGACAUCACAUCCCCUCCCAACGCACCGAAACACCCACAACUUGACAUCUCAGUGGACAAAUCCCAGCUCCUGGACGCAUUACAGCCGACGAUUGAAGACUCCUUGGGGAUGGCGAUGGUAUUCACUCUUGUGACGACCCUCAAGGAGGCCGCGGAAGUCUUGAUUUCCGAUCGGAUACGACAGGCUGAAGAGGCAAGGGAACUUGAAGUGCGGGAGAGGGAGGAGCAGGAAAAUCGCAAGUUUCAUGGGACCAUGGUUACGAGAGAGAGGUUUUUGGAGUGGAGAGAAAAGUUUCGCAAGGAAAUGGAGGAGAAGGAAAAGAAACAGAAAGAGGAGGAGGAGAUGGAACAGCGGAAAGGAAGAGGACCUAGUGGUGGGAGAGGGGAGGGACAGAAGUUGACGGGACGGCAGUUGUGGGAGAGGGGGUUGGUUGGGAAAGUUGAUGAUGAUGGUGUGGAAGAUGAGGGUGAUGAGGGUGUUGCUGGAGUUGGUGCUGGCGUGGAGAAAUUGAAGGUUACGGCUUGAGUUAUAAGGACUGGCGGACCCGACUACUACUGGAUUGGAAUGACCUCUCAUGGAUGCCUGGGGGCCGAGAAUUGCGGCAGAGUCAAAUUGUGCUGGCUAACUACCGGCUGUUCAACUUCUAUCCACCAUAAACGGCUGGAAAUAUCGCCGGCGGAAAGGGUUGAGCUCAUCGGCCGUGUGACCGGUGCUGGUGCCAGUGCCGUUCACAUCGACAACUUUUUCCUGACGGCAAGGUAGCCCCACGGAAUCUGGCCGUCUUUCAUAAACGAGCAACCUCCGACUCCACCGGUUGAACCUCUGCACGCAUUCGUGCUUCAAUUCCAAAAGCGGAUGUUGCGGUAUCACCGUCACUUCUUCCUCGCCGGCCUCGUUCUCGUUGACGCUCGGCAUCCAGAAAGCAAGCCGGCCACCGUCGACCAAGGUGUCCGCAGCAAAAUCCAGAAUGUCGUCGAGCAUUUUGGAAAAGGAAUACGGCUUCUUUGGCGCGACGUAUCCGGGCAAUUUAUGCGCGGGUACACCAUCAACAAAUAUCUCCUUUGGCGCCGCACUGGCAUCAGAGGAGGUUACUUCAGCCCCGUUUUCUGCUGCUGCUGCAGCAGCUACCACAGAUUUUCUCGGCCUCGCUCCAAGCACCUUCAAGCCCUCCCGUACGCCAUAGGGAGGGUCGCAUACGAUGCCGUCCAACCACCUGCCACCACCACCAUUAUUUUUUGUUGGCUGCUGCUGCUGGGAUUGUGAUUGACUUCUUGAGGAAGACUUUCGGAACGGCGUAUUAGUCAGAUCGGAACUGAUACAAUCUCCAAAAAGAUGUGUCAAGCCGUACUUUUUGAAAUUGGCUCCGACACCUUUAUCCAAACCCGUGCCUUUGCCACGAUAACUUCGACCAUCGAUGUCUGAGCCUAACACCCAGGCGCCGAGUUCCGCCGCAGCGACCAUGAACCCACCCGUGCCCACGAAGGGGUCGAGGAAGAUCUUGCCGGGACUCGCCAGGGCUAUAUUGGCAGUCACGAGGGCGAGUUCCGCAUCCAUUGAUGUGGUGGAGAUGUACGGCCGUUUCUUGAGGUCGUGCUUCUCUCUCAGCCACCGUUGGGAGGUGCCGAUUUUGCGAGUCAGGAGAACUCGUCUUCGAGUCGUGCGUGCCACGCGGUCGAUGAGUCGUUCGGUGUUAUUAUUGGUGGUAGUAGUGGUGGUGAUGGUGGUGGUGGUGGUGGUCUCUGUUUGACUCUGGUCGGUAGGGGAGGUGGUGGUUUGGUCGGUGGGUUGGUCGGUGGGUUGGUCGGUGGUAUGGUCUAAAGGCAACCACUCCUCCAUGACGCAAAAUUCAACAUCCGGAUUCUUCAUCUUAAUAUCGCCCUCUAGUCCCAAAUAACUAAAACUGUUGAUGAUGCGUCGUUGCUGCUCUGCGUCCUGCGAACUUCCGUAGCAGUCAAUGACAAAUUUGAACGAGUGGUGUUUGUACAAUUCCCAGA